UCUUAAUGCACAACUGUAUACUUCUUUGUAGGACACACAACUUCUGUAGCCGCGACCAUGGCAGCUCUGUCUGCAACAACUUUAAAUGCCACAGCAGUGACGUGUAAGUCGAAUGAAACUGCUGAAGUCGUAAUAUGUUGUUCGAAACACGCAGGGUGAAGUUCUCUAAACAGCAGUUUAUCAUUUCAAUCAAUUAUUGACAACCGUUUCUCAAAAUAUACUGAUGUCGUUUGCUAGAAUCGUCCAGAAAGGCUUAAGGGUUGGAUUUACCAAAGGCUUGGGAACUAAGACACCGUGCAAGGGGAAUAGCAACAAUUCUGAAAAAGUCGCUAAGUGCAUAUUUCUGCCCAAAACCUGUAUAUCUUUAAUGCUUCAUCAGAACAUUGAACAUUUCAAUAGGUUUCGAGAAUACUAAAUUGGCGGCCGCGGAUUAUUCGAACAUUGACGUCUAAGUUCACAAUUUCUCUCCUUCCGGCGGAUUUCCUCUUCUCUUACGAGAACUCGUCUCUUAGCCAGUGGGAAUUUCUCCUUUACGCAGCAGAAAUAUGUAUCAUCUCACCGGAAUUUCUGUCUUUCCACGAGAACUGUUCUCCUGCCCAGAGGAAUUAUCUUUUAGCCAGCAUGAAUUCUUCUAGUUUCACGAGAAGUUCUCUGCCACACAGCAUGAAUUUCUCUCCUAGCCAGCAGGAAUACAUACCCUUCCGCGAGAACUUCUCUCCUUCAACGAGGAUUCCAUUCCUCGGACGAGAAUUUCUCUCUUGUGUAAGAGUAAUUUCGCUCUCCUUGAAAAUAUCUUUCCUUUCACAGGAAUUUUUGUAAUAAUCAAGCGAAGAAUUGAAUACCCCACAAAGUAAUAAUAAAGUAAUAAUUAUUCUUCAGUUAUAUAACUCCCUGGUGUAAAGUUAUGGAGGUCCAGUAGUUUGCUCUCUCAGUUGCUUGUCUCCUAUAUUCGAAAGAUGGUGAUGAGUAAUUCAAAUACUGCAAAAAAGAGUUGAAUAUAUCGCCAUAUGAAGAAACGUUUUAGAUAGCGUUGUGAACUUAUUCAUUUUUAUUUAGCUUUGCCAACGGUCGGUAAUACCCUGACCACUAUGGUUAGUACCAUUGCUGGGACAGUCAUCUCCACCAUGUCAACAACAACAACAACAACAACAACAACAACAACAACAACAACAACAACAACUACAACAACAACAACAAGAAUACCAUUGCUGGAACAGUCGUCUCCACCAGGUCAACAACAACAACAACAACAAACUAAUAGUGAAUUAAAAAGAAGCCCUAUGGUUCAGAAGUUUUCCAGAGAUCGAGGUUCAAAAAGGACCCCGACACAGAGUUGGAACCGGGCCGGUGCCGGGCCGGUCAGGUAUAAAAGUUUACGCCGGCCGAUCUCCAUCGAUCUUUUGCCGGUCUAG
Messenger RNA from Didymodactylos carnosus, 1412 nucleotides. The record is from the annotation of a GenBank genome assembly. Lineage: Eukaryota; Metazoa; Rotifera; Eurotatoria; Philodinida; Philodinidae.